GUCAGCUGCCCUGUCCAGCAGGUGCUCUACUGACAGCACCCAUCCUCCUACAGCUUGGCUCCUCACACACACCUGAGGAAAAAAGAACAGCAACCAAGAAAAAAAACCACAUCCAGAAUGCCACAAAACGUUAUUCUCCAAGGACCGGCACCCUGGGGAUUCAGGCUUUCAGGAGGAACAGAUUUUAACCAACCCUUAAUCAUAACCAGGAUUACACCUGGAAGCAAGGCUUCAGCUGCUAACCUGUGCCCUGGUGAUGUUAUUGUAGCUAUCGAUGGUCUAAGCACAGAGAACAUGACACACAACGAUGCCCAGGAGAGAAUUAAAGCAGCUGCACACCAGCUUUGCUUGAAAAUAGAGAGGGCAGGAACUAAAUUAUGGUCCCCACAAGUUUCAGAAGAUGGCAAAGCACAUCCCUUCAAGAUAAAUUUGGAAGCUGAACCACAGGAUAUGAACUACUUUGAACACAAGCAUAAUAUUCGGCCCAAACCUUUCAUAGUCUCAGGCCGAAGCAGUGGAUGCAGCACUCCUUCGGGGAUUGACUGUGGCAGUGGACGCAGUACCCCCUCUUCAAUUAGCACGGUUAGCUCUAUCUGCCCCACCGAGCUGAAAGCAGUGUCUAAGAUGGCCCCUAACAUUCCCUUGGAAAUGGAGCUUCCUGGUGUCAAGAUUGUACACGCUCAGUUUAACACACCUAUGCAGUUGUACUCAGAUGACAAUAUCAUGGAAACACUGCAAGGCCAAGUUUCUACAGCUCUGGGGGAAACACCCGUAAUAAGUGACCCAUCUCCCAACUCAGUGCCCCAGUCUGAUGUGUACAAGAUGCUGCAUGCCAACCAGGAGGAGCCCAGUCAACCUCGCCAGUCUGGCUCCUUUAAGGUGCUCCAGAAUUUAGUCUCCGAGGAAGACGGACGCCCCAUGGGUACAAGAAGUGUGAAAGCACCUGUAACAAAGAUACCUACUGCCACGCCUGGUGUCCAGAAAGUGCCACUGUGUGACAAGUGUGGGAAUGGGAUUCUAGGAACAGUGGUGAAGGCACGUGAUAAAUACCGGCACCCAGAAUGUUUUGUGUGCUCUGACUGCAAUCUCAACCUGAAACAAAAAGGCUACUUCUUUGUGGAGGGCCAGCUAUACUGUGAGGCUCAUGCACGAGCUCGCAUGAGGCCACCAGAGGGGUAUGAAGCAGUUACCGUUUACCCAAAAUGCUAGCCUUACGAUAACACACAAAUAUAUGCAUGCACACAAAAAGCCAUUAACAGCUUAGAACUGCAGUACAAGUGUCAGGACUUCUGCCUGAUUCCAAAGUAGCAGCUUUUAAGCCUUUUCCUGUGGGAUUCUGAGGGGGGUGGAAGUCUGUAUUAGCCAGCAGUAGCAUAUUAUACCAGCAAAAUUCUGCUAAAAAUUAUCUUUGAAGUGGCCAAUAUAACUCAAUGAAGCAUAACUAAAACAGCUGUACUGGAAUAAAAAAAGUGAAACAGCCAAGGUAUUACAUGAUUACUACAGCAUAUACAUAAGUUCUGUAAUUGAGAUACUAUUUUUAACAUAAGUUAAGUAUCUGUGCAAAAACUAAAGCCGUCAAAGUGUUACAGGCUGGGCCCUAACAAAUGUAGAAACUUGACAGGUCAUAAGAAAAGCAGCUAUUUUACAUGGGUAGUACAAAACAAGCAGUUGUUCAUAUCUGCUUCCACCAUCUUAUUAUUCAGGUACCAUUAAUGUAUGCC
Molecule: messenger RNA, 1721 nt
Organism: Phaethon lepturus (White-tailed tropicbird)
Lineage: Eukaryota; Metazoa; Chordata; Aves; Phaethontiformes; Phaethontidae
Gene: PDLIM3
Product: PDZ and LIM domain 3
Exons: 8
Coding region: 118-1209 (363 amino acids)
Biological process (GO): muscle structure development; heart development; actin cytoskeleton organization
Cellular component (GO): Z disc; adherens junction; stress fiber
Molecular function (GO): actin binding; muscle alpha-actinin binding
Source: RefSeq, a predicted model, not a curated record